CAAAGUAUUUGACUCCAUUUCUAAAUACUGGACUCCAAAUGAUAAAGUCUAAAAAUAUUAUAAAAGAUCUUUGUUUUUUUACCUUAGGACCCUUAUUUUCCUGAGAAAAUGCCUACAACAGAGAAAACAUUGAUGUUCUUAGCAAGCUUUUUGGCAAACUUGGCAUCUUUCAUCGUAAUUUGCUCUGUUCUUGGGACUCAAGAAUGGAUGAGCAGUGCAAUUGCCGUUAGCGACUCUUCUUCAAAUGGCAGUAUUGUUAUCACCUAUGGACUCUUUCGUGGUGGGAGUACUCAAGACGGGAGUGCUGGACUUUUAGAACCAGACAAAGAAUUUGAAGUUCUAGGGGUAUUGAAAAAUUCUUCCCAAAAAACUCUGCAUGUGUUGGUUAUCGUGUUCCUGAUCCUCAGUUUGGUCACUUCGCUGCUGAGUUGUGCAUUUACCCUCUACAACAGCAUCAGCAACCCCUACCAGACGUUCCUGGGACCAGUGGGGGUGUACACGUGGAGCGGACUCAGCGCAUCCUUAACUUUCGUGACCAUGAUGCUGUUUGUGGGGAACAUACAAGCCAAACAUCUCUCGCAAGAGCUGAUUGAGGCACUCUACUCGUCCUAUCCAAGAUCCACUCACAAAGGAGUAACUCACCGUUAUGGAUAUUCAUUUUGGCUCAUGCUGCUCAUCAUUCUUCUAAAUAUAGUCGCCGUGGUCAUCAUCAUUUUCUACCAGAGGGCCAGAUACCAGCGGAAGCAGGAGCAGAAAAAGCCGAUGGAAUAUGCUCCAAGAGAUGGGAUUUUAUUCUGAAUUCUGUAUUAUGCCGUUUUGUCAGUAGGUCUGUUCUGUUGUACCUCAGCUCCCCAAGCAGUAACUGGCCCGCUCGUCUAACAAUCAGCGUGGGAAAGUGUGGUCCUGAUUGACUGUCAUUUUGUGAUAGUUUUUGUAUCUCAUGACCUAUGUUCUUCGUAAAUGAUCUGCCCUUGUAAAGGUUCUUUCCAUGAGGGCAAGGAAGGUGAAAGGAAAGCUCUUCAGUCCAUGUAGUGUUCAAAGUGGAGUGAUGAGGAGUCUAUGGGUCCUUCUGGCCCGGUCUCACUAUCUGAAAUAAUAAAGGUUUGUGUUACAUACUUUAA
Messenger RNA from Equus quagga, 1121 nucleotides. It is a transcript of the gene CLRN3, whose product is annotated as clarin 3. The coding region runs from base 109 to 798 and encodes 229 amino acids. The record is from RefSeq and is a predicted model, not a curated record. The transcript is spliced from 3 exons. Lineage: Eukaryota; Metazoa; Chordata; Mammalia; Perissodactyla; Equidae.